This is a messenger RNA of Gossypium raimondii (Peruvian cotton), 3685 nucleotides long. Its product is annotated as phospholipase D zeta 2. Gene Ontology annotation, molecular function: D-type glycerophospholipase activity. Gene Ontology annotation, cellular component: plasma membrane. The transcript is spliced from 18 exons. The record is from RefSeq and is a predicted model, not a curated record. The coding region runs from base 187 to 3603 and encodes 1138 amino acids. Gene Ontology annotation, biological process: intracellular signal transduction; phospholipid catabolic process; phosphatidic acid biosynthetic process. Lineage: Eukaryota; Viridiplantae; Streptophyta; Magnoliopsida; Malvales; Malvaceae.
AUAGCCCUAUCUUCCCGGUAAAUAUAAUCUCAAGAAGUCUGGUAUAUUAUUAACUGAAGGACACUAUAUAAAUUAUUGCUCUUGUUUUUGUUCUGUCUGCAAGUUAUUUCAUCUAAAACAAACACAUAGGAAGUAUAAGUGGGACAUGCCAAUUCGAAUUGUUGGGAUUUUGGCAAGGAGUUUUCAAUGUCUUCAGAGAGACUCAUUGCAGAAGAUGUUAUGCGGUCUGAUGAACCAAGGUAUGGUUCAACAGCGACAUUGGCAUGGUCUGGUUCCUUCGUACGAUGUGGUGAAAACGAUUCCAUCUUCGAAGAACUUCCAAAGGCAACCAUUGUAUCGGUUUCGAGGCCUGAUACAGGAGAUAUGAGUCCCAUGCUUCUAUCUUACACCAUUGAAGUUCAAUAUAAACAGUUCAAGUGGAGAUUAUUGAAGAAGGCUUCACAAGUUCUAUAUCUACACUUUGCGUUGAAGAAGCGUGCGCUUAUUGAGGAAUUUCACGAAAAACAAGAACAGGUUAAAGAAUGGCUUCAAAGCUUAGGGAUAGUUGACCAGGUUGCGGUCGUGCAAGAUGAUGAUGAACCUGAUGAUGGAGCCUUCCCGUUACACAACGAAGGAAGCUUGAGAAAUAGAAAUGUUCCAUCUAUUGCUGCUUUGCCAAUUCUUCGCCCCACAUUAGGAGGGCAGCAAACUGUUUGUGACAAAGCCAAAGUGGCAAUGCAAGGUUAUUUGAAUCAUUUCCUGGGAAACUUAGACAUAGUGAACUCUAGAGAGGUAUGCAAAUUUUUGGAGGUAUCUAAGUUUUCGUUUUCACGGGAAUACGGCCCAAAGUUAAAAGAAGGAUAUGUUAUGGUGAAGCAUCUAUCGAAAGUCACCGGAGAUGAUGAUGUCGGAUGCUUUCCAUGCCAAUGGUUUAGCUGCUGGAGUAACAACUGGAGAAAGGUAUGGGCGAUUAUGAAACCGGGAUUCUUGGCCUUGUUGGAAGAUCCUUUUGACACAAAGCUUUUAGACAUUAUUGUUUUUGAUGUACUACCAACCUCGAAUGAAGAUAUGAAGUCUCAGGUCUAUUUAGCAGAACAGAUAAAAGAACAUAACCCUUUGUACUAUGCAUUUAGGGUCUCUUGUGGAAGUUGGAGCAUGGACUUGAGAGUCACGAGUAGUGGUAAAGCCAAACAAUGGGUUGCUGCCAUUAAUGAUGCAGGCAUAGGGGCCCCUGAGGGCUGGUGUUAUCCUCACCGUUUCAGUUCCUUUGCUCCUCCAAGAGGUUUGAAUGAAGAUGGCAGUCAAGCUCAAUGGUUUGUUGAUGGUAAAGCUGCAUUUGAAGCCAUUGCUUCUUCGAUAGAGAAGGCAAAAUCAGAGAUAUUCAUUACUGGCUGGUGGCUCUGCCCAGAGCUAUAUCUGAGGCGCCCUUUUGAAAGUAAUCCUUCUUCUCGGCUCGAUGCACUACUAGAAUCAAAAGCUAAGCAAGGAGUUCAGAUUUACGUUCUUCUCUACAAGGAGGUUUCCAUUGCUUUGAAAAUCAAUAGUUUGUAUAGCAAGAAACUGCUUCAUAACAUUCACGAGAACAUAAAGGUGCUGCGUUAUCCUGACCAUUUGUCGACAGGCAUAUAUUUAUGGUCCCAUCAUGAGAAACUUGUUAUUAUUGAUUACCAGAUAUGCUUUAUUGGAGGUUUAGAUUUGUGCUUUGGACGGUAUGACACGGUUGAACAUAGAGUUGGUGAUUGCCCUCCCGUUACAUGGCCCGGGAAGGACUAUUAUAAUCCCAGAGAAUCUGAACCUAACUCUUGGGAGGAAUCAAUGAAAGAUGAACUGGAUCGAGGAAAAUAUCCUCGUAUGCCAUGGCACGACGUCCAUUGUGCUCUAUGGGGACCACCUUGUCGCGAUGUUGCUAGGCACUUUGUUCAACGUUGGAACCAUGCCAAGAGAAAUAAAGCUCUACAUGAGCAAACAAUUCCAUUACUUAUGCCUCAACACCACAUGGUCCUCCCUCAUUACAUGGGAAAUAGAGAGAUUGACAUUGAAAGUAAGGGAGAUGUCAAUCAGAGAGAACUCAGCAGACAAGAAUCUUUUUCCUCACCAUCGCCCUUCGAAGACAUCCCGUUGCUUUUGCCCCAAGAAUCUGAUGGACUUGCUGUUUCUAAUGGAGACCAAAAGUUAAAUGGUCUGUGCAGUAGGUUCGAUCCUUCGUCUCAGAAACAUGGAUUUGAUGCAAGAUCCUCAUCUUCUCAUGAUUUUGAAGUUGACUCCUCAGGUUCAGAAACACAAAUUACGGGUACCGCAGAUGACCAUUAUUGCAUGGAUCCUCGAAGGGUCCUGGAAGCAAAUGAAAUGCCACAAUCAGAUAUGGAAAUUCCUGAUGAAUGGUGGGAAACAACUGUUACUGAUGAAAAUGAAGCUUCUGUAUGUGAAUAUGGAGAGAUCGGUCCUCGUAUACCAUGUCAUUGUCAGGUUAUCAGAAGUAUCAGCCAGUGGUCUGCAGGAACGAGCCAAACUGAAGAAAGUAUUCAUAGUGCUUACUGUUCCUUAAUUGAGAACGCAGAACAUUUUAUUUACAUUGAGAAUCAAUUUUUUAUAUCAGGUCUUGCUGAAGACGAAAUUAUACAGAACCGAGUUUCAGAAGCAUUGUACAGACGGAUUCUGCGAGCGCACAAAGAAGAAAAAUGUUUUCGAGUAAUUGUAGUUAUACCACUCUUACCAGGCUUCCAGGGAGGUCUCGAUGACUUUGGUGCUGCAACUGUUAGAGCCUUAGUUGACUGGCAAUAUCGAACAAUUUCGAGAGAGAAAACUUCGAUAUUGCAUCAUCUGAAAACAAAACUUGGACCUAAAACAUGGGAUUACAUUUCCUUCUAUGGUCUGAGAUCGUACGGUAGACUUUCUGAUAGUGGUCCUAUCGCUACGAGUCAGGUUUACGUGCAUAGCAAGUUGAUGAUUAUAGAUGAUCGUCUUGCUGUGAUCGGUUCAUCUAAUAUUAAUGACAGGAGUUUGCUUGGAUCAAGGGACUCCGAGAUUGGAGUAGUGAUUGAAGACAAGGAGUUUCUUGAAUCAUCUAUGAACGGAGAGCCUUGGAAGGCAGGAAAAUUUGCGCAUAGCCUGCGGUGCUCGCUGUGGUGUGAGCACCUUGGCCUUCAUCCAGGAGAGAUCAGUAAGAUCAAUGAUCCUGUGUUGGAACAAACUUACCGAAAACUAUGGGUAGCAACCGCAGAGACUAACAGCAAGAUUUUCCAAGAUGUCUUUGCCUGCAUCCCAAAUGAUCUAAUACUCUCGAGGUACAUUCCGACGGAGAUAUCAUCUCGUCUUUUGUUCUAUAACAUUGAUAAAUUUCUUUCUCAAAAGAUAUGUUUCCACUUUAAACACAGAGCUGCUCUAAGACAAGACAUGGUCUAUUGGAAAGACAAGCUUGGGCAGACCACCAUUGAUUUAGGUGUUGCACCAGAGAAACUAGAAACUGUAGAGAAUGGAGAAAUUAAAACUGAAGAUCCUAUGGAAAGACUGAAAAUGCUUAAGGGACAUCUUGUUGUAUUUCCUUUGAAGUUCAUGUCUCAAGAAGAUUUGAGGCCUGUAUUUAAUGAGCGUGAGUUCUAUGCUUCUCCUCAAGUGUUUCACUGAUUACAUAUAUAUAUGUAUAUAAUAUAUAUAUAAUAAUCAGUACAUAAUUAGAUGAAAAAAAGAAUUGCAAUUUUUUUCCUAA